GUCUGAUUUUAUUCCCAGCAUGGACGUCAUCUGUGCUCCUGUCUACAUGUUGUCUAAUUUACCAGUCAACUAUUCCACUCCAUUCCACUAACAUCGCACCAACAUUCAAAGCCUAAGCCUCCAAAGACUGCACAUUUCCAAACGCCCAAGAUCUCGCAGAUGUCACAGCAGCAGCAGCCAUGAAUAUGAAUCGCAAUCGCCUCAACCAGAUGCGUCAAAUGGAUCGGGGCAACGAGGGCCUGCAGCAGGUCAUCCAAAUGCAGGCGGCUCCCUGUCCAGGCGCCCAGAAUCAGAAUCUGAAUCAGCAGGGUCACGAUGGAGGACAGAAUCCGGCCACACAGACCGUGCGCCGCAAGACGACUUACACCCGGACGGAGAUGCUGUCACGUGGCCUGCCCACUGCUCAAAACCGCCGCCCGGCUGGACAGGAUUGGGCCAACCAACUAUCACCGAAACAACGAAACUAUUCACAACCACCGAAGGCUGUCAUCCCGGCCACUCCGUUGGUCCAAAGCACCAAUGCCACCAAUAAGAGCACUAGAAGUUUUCUGCCCCGCGUGGCCAGAUUACCAGCCAAGUCGGACAGAUCGCCCAAUAGGAUGCAGAUGCAGUUGCAGAAUCGCUUGGGUCCUCGCGAGACUGAGACGAAAGUGGAGCAGUCACAAAUCCCCGUUGGCAGUCACAAGACCAUGCACUUGGUGAAUUCACCCGAGGACAGCCAGAGCGAUCAUUUCAUAAGCGACAGUGGUGGCUCCUCGGAGCGCCACAAGAUCAAGUUGGCCAAGGCCAUUCGAUUGCCGGAUGACCAGAACAAGAGCUUCGUCUAUCUGUGCAAGCCGGUGAAGAAGGUCAAGGAGUUGCUGACGGCCAGGAGAUUGCGUCAUAGUUGCGAGCACCUGGAAGGGGAUGCCCAGGAAGCAGACGAAGAAGAAGAAGGGGAUUUCUUCUUGGAGGAGCUGGAGUCGCCAAAGAAGCAGACUAUUUCCGAGGAGGCACUGCGCAGCAAGGGCGGCUAUACUCUGGCCCCCAUUGAGGGGCUGACGCAAUCAUCGAGCUCCACCAGCCAGCUGGAUAGCCCCACCUUGGAGGCCAUGGAGCAGCGGCAGCAGCAAUUCGAGGCCCAGGCGGUGAGCAGCCAGGAGCGUUUGCGCAACCGCCUGCUCGAAGUUCGCCAGAGGCAGCGGCAGUUGCUCCAGCUGGAGCAGGAGCAGCGCCACCAGGAGCAGCGCCAGCUAUGCCAGAAUCUGCCCACUCUGCAGCACGAAAUACGGAUGCUUCAGCAGCUGAGCGAUAAGCUGGAGGCCACAAUGAGGGUUUCGUAUAUACCCAAACCACUGACGCCCAAGAAAAGGAGCUACAAUAAUGAUACAAGUCAGGAGUCCAACACUCGAUUCUACACGCCCCGUUCGAGUCCCUAUCAAUUGGAACUGGAACUGCCCAUCACCAAGCUGUGUUGUCUGAGCAUCGAACAGAUUCCGGUGGUCACACAAAGAACUCGCAUCAUUGCCAAGGCCCAUCACUUCGGUUUGGUCCAGGAGUUCCGCAUUGAGACCAAGACCCUGAACGAACUGAAGACGGCGGAUGAUUCGCAAUGCUUUUACUUGCCCGCCGCCAAGGAAGCCGAUCCGCUGCAGCGCACCAAUUUCCGGAAACUGAGGGAGAACCCAAGCAUACUGCUGCAGCAGCUGAGACCGCUGAUAGCCGGAAGCGGAAGACCCUUCAAUCUGUUGGAUCAGGACACCAUGUUCUUCAAUAGCCUGGCCUUGGAACCACUCGAAGUGGCCACACGAGAGGCGGGAGGUGGUGGCGCAUCCAUUGCCCAUUAUUAUUCACGCCUCUCGGUGGCAAGAUCAUCGGCAGCAGAUCAGGGUGAUCAGGUGCCCAGUCAAGUUCAUAAUACCACGCAAACAGACCUGGAAUCGCCCAGGAAAAUGAAGAUCGCCGAACCGGAAACAGAGAUCAGUUCCCCCGAUUAUUCACCGAAUCCCAGUCCCAGGCUAAUCAAGCGAAAGAAACUGGAACUUGAGGCGAAGUCCCAGGAGACUAGGAAACCCGAUGAUCCCAAGCCCAAGAAGACCCGGAUUAUCAUUCGUCGAGUGGCUCCGGAGCCGCCCAUUCAAAGUCGCGUCGAGCCCAAGGUGCGGAUGCAGUUGCUCAAAACCGUGCUGGUCGGAAUGGUCCAAGUUGCUGUUAUUUUGGUUCUCAUCAUGGCCUUCACCUACCCCGAUGUGAGCUGCUGAACCCCCUACACACCUCUUAAUAUUACGCAUCUAUCUGUCAGCAAGGAGAAAAAACCCCCACGCUUUCCAAAAUUGUUCAAAAUGAACCGAAACAAAGGAUUUGCCAUAGAGAAGAGUAGUGGUUAUAAAAGCAAGUAGCGGGAAAAGCAAAAGAUGCCCCCAUAACCGAUUCGGUGUUCGAGUUCACACUUAGAUUUUCGAAUUUUUUGUUUUCUUACUCGGUCGCAGCGGUGCCAAGUCGAUCAAUGUUAAUAAAAUUUUAUGUGCAAUGUGAACCGUUU
Messenger RNA from Drosophila takahashii, 2521 nucleotides. RefSeq lists its product as uncharacterized. The record is from RefSeq and is a predicted model, not a curated record. Lineage: Eukaryota; Metazoa; Arthropoda; Insecta; Diptera; Drosophilidae.